Messenger RNA from Impatiens glandulifera, 1457 nucleotides. Its product is annotated as E3 ubiquitin-protein ligase At4g11680-like. The record is from RefSeq and is a predicted model, not a curated record. The transcript has 5 exons. NCBI's taxonomy places the organism in Eukaryota, Viridiplantae, Streptophyta, Magnoliopsida, Ericales, Balsaminaceae. The coding region runs from base 90 to 1211 and encodes 373 amino acids.
UCAUCUUCUACUUCUUCUCUGUAAUUUUUCUUCUCUGAUACUACACGAGCUGUCGGAUUUGGAAAUACUUUAUUUAGGGUUUUGAAACUAUGUCAACAUCAACUACUUCUCCCGGAUCUGCACCUAAUGAUACCGUCGUCGUCGACGUUACGCCGUUUCUCAACACAGGUGAAGUGGGUCAAGGCCGCCAAAUUAUCCCGUGGCAGACUCUCACAGAUGCGGCGCGGUUUAUUCAAAGGGGCAGUAACCGACGGAUGCUGAGGAACCCAUCAAUGAUCGUCAGGGAGGCUGCCGCUGAGCAGCUGGAGGAGAGGCAAAGCGAUUGGGCUUACUCAAAGCCGGUUGUAUUUCUCGACCUGCUUUGGAAUGUCUCCUUUGUCGCUGUCGCAGCUGGAGUUCUGUUGCUUAGCAGAGACGAAUCUCCGUCGAUGCAGCUGACGUUGUGGAUCAUAGGAUAUUCAUUGCAAUGCGUUAUUCAUAUAAUAUGUGUGUAUGUUGAGUACAGAAGGCGCCGCCGGAGACAGCAGUAUGGUGAAGUAUUGAAUUCAAACACUUCGGAGACUUUCAGUCAGUAUGUUUCUCUCGCUCACCUAAACGAUGAUGGUACCAGCGGAAUGGUUAAGCAUUUGGAAUCUGCAAAUACCCUGUUCUCCUUUAUUUGGUGGUUCAUCGGAUUUUAUUGGUUAUCAAAGGAUGGACAGACCUUAUCAAACGAGUCUCCACAACUCUACUGGCUUAGCAUAGUGUUCCUUGCAUUUGAUGUGUUCUUUGUAUUAUUUUGUGUUGCCUUGGCUUGCGUCGUUGGUGUAGCAGUUUGUUGCUGUCUUCCAUGUAUCAUUGCAAUAUUGUACGCAGUGGCUGAUCAGGAAGGAGCAUCAAGAGAAGACAUUGAACAGCUAACAAAAUACAAAUUCAGGAGGAUUAAUGACAGUGAAAAGAAGGUUCAAGGUGGGAUAGGAAGUCAAAUAGCAGGAGUAAUGACAGAAUGUGGCACGGAUAUGCCCAUUGAACAUGAAAUUCUACAGGAGGAUGUUGACUGCUGUAUAUGCCUCUGCACCUAUGAUGAUGGAGACGAACUCCGAGAGCUUCCAUGUUAUCAUCAUUUUCACUGUGGUUGUAUAGACAAGUGGCUACACAUGAACGCCACUUGCCCACUUUGCAAGUUCAACAUCUCGAAGAAUGAUGCUAAUAAUUUGAGAGAUGAAGUAUAAUAUAAAUAGGAGUAAUUAAAUUUCUUUCUAAAGUCCAUCUAAUCAGUUAUUAAUAAUUAGAUCAUUUACAAAUUCCAGGGUAAGCUCUCAGGUAAUGUAAGCAUACAUUGAAUGUGCAGAAAUCAAGUGAUUACCUGUAUCUACUUAUCACUUGUGACAACUUGUCAAUAGUCUUAACUUAUAUGUACCAGACUAUGUAAGCAAAAUCUAACUUGCUUUUUUAUUAAUUAAUCUUUUAAAUUUUAA